AUGAACAAUUCUCAAAGUCCCACGCUCUGUAGGUGUGGCAUUGCAGCGGCCUUCCGUCAAGUACGGAAAACAGGACCUAAUGAGGGGAGAUUUUUCUGGAAUUGUUCCAGAGUAAAUGCAACGAGAUGUGAUUUUUUCAAGUGGGCUGUGGAAGAUAGUGCCCUUUCAACUAGUGAUGAUUAUAAGAGUGAUGAUGAGAAUGAGGAACGCAGAUCAUUAUUGGGUAAGAGAAGAAAAGAAGAAGCAUUUUGGAUGAAUAAGGAAGAGGAAAUACGAUCUAAACGACAAAGAAAAGGAUAUGAUAGUCAACCCGACAAGAUUAUCACUACACCAGGAUCCAAUGCUGCCUCGACUCACGAAUCAGAUACCAUCCAUGCCACUAAAUACAUGUUGACUCCUUCGACACCGACGUCUUUUGUUAUUUCUUCUCCGAUUUCACCAACACCAAUUUCAAUCCCACUUUACGCUCAAUCAGUUCAGGAGUCUUUUGUUGACAAAGCAGGUGAAGAAAUAAUUUCGAUGCUUCGAAAUUAUCUGGCCAAACAAGAACGUGUAGCGAAUGGGUAUAAACUGGCCAGAGAUGAAUCAAGAGAAAAGCUUAAAAAUGUAAAACGGGAAAUGGAUUUAUUGAUGAAUCAAGUGAAAUCACUAGAAAAAGAGUGUGAAUUAUGUAGGCGCGAGUCGGAGGUUUUGAAGGCCGAAAAUGUCUUACUUCAGAAACAAUUGGUUGACGUAAAGAAAGUAUAA
This is a messenger RNA of Paraglomus occultum, 747 nucleotides long. Lineage: Eukaryota; Fungi; Glomeromycota; Glomeromycetes; Paraglomerales; Paraglomeraceae. The record is from the annotation of a GenBank genome assembly.